Molecule: messenger RNA, 2187 nt
Organism: Echinococcus granulosus
Lineage: Eukaryota; Metazoa; Platyhelminthes; Cestoda; Cyclophyllidea; Taeniidae
Product: NEDD8-conjugating enzyme Ubc12
Exons: 7
Coding region: 1-2187 (728 amino acids)
Source: RefSeq, a predicted model, not a curated record
AUGCCUCUCCGCCUCCAGAUGACAUGUCCAACAACUCAGCGCACGUUUAUGAAGGACGUGCAGCAGCUGUACAGGACAAUCGACGACUCCACUGGUGGUCAGGCAUCCAUCAUCGCGGUCGAUGAGAUGACGGUCAAAGUUUCUCUGCGUCCCAAAUCCGGCUACAACGCACAUGCAGAAUUCCUGCUUACUAUCAAGUGUGGCACCACCUAUCCCAAGGAGAGUCCUGAUGUUUCCUUCCACUCACCGAUAUUUCAUCCAAACAUCGCGCCAUCAUCUGGUUAUAUAUGUUUAAGCCUUUUCGACGACUGGCGAAGCUGCUACAAUCUGCUAGAUUUGGUGAAGGCGGUGCUCUAUCUCAUCGACCACCCCGCCUUUGACUCGCCCAACAACGACUUCGGUACAGUCGAUGAUCCUGCACAACUGCCCACGAUGACAACGCGUGUGCUGGCUGGUCUGCCAGUCAAGGGACGCCGCUUCCCGCCAAACACCGCGUGGGUCAAGUGGGCUCGUGAAAACGGUUGUCUGCCCACUGAAGAAGAGCAGUUGGAGGAGGCUGAGGACGCGGUGGGGAAAAGAGACGAAUUGGACCAGAAAGGCCAUGAGGCAAUUGAUGGUUCUGACAAUACUACUGACUCAGAAAAUAGGUUGCCCAUCUUGGAGACAAUUUAUGCACCCUCAGACGCCACAUCUGAUACCGUGCCAUCCUUUGCAAAAAUUCGCUGCUUGUUUGAUCCUGAACAGGAAAGCAUUUUUCGGGGUUCCUAUCUAGGAUGCUGGACACCGUUUGAAGUUGAAUCACAGCGGGUUCUUAUUUGGCAUCCCAGCAAUGACCACAGCAGAGAUAGUUACACUCUGUUCUACUUUUUUGAAUUUCUGGGAACUGAUCAUCAUCGCAAUGAAUUGGGGGAACAUUACAACACUCUCUUUAUUGGCAAUGUCUUGCGUGAGUAUCAGUCUCACCCAGAAUCGCGACAAACAUCCAGUAAUUGUCCCUGCUACGGUUCUUAUCUGGACCUUGGCAAUAUGUUCAAAAUUGACGAAUCAGUUAAACGGACGUUGACUGCGGACUUUUGUCCUUGGUCAGCGCAGGAUGGUAGAGGAAUAAAUGCUCUGUUCAGUAGUUUGUACUUUGAGAGCGUACGACAUAGAGGGAGCAUCACAUGCUUUUUGGAUGGAGACAGUGACGAUAACAGUGGAAGUCAAGGUAUUGGGCAUCUCUUUGACUCCGGCUAUUUGGAUCACGAAGAUGUUGUCGAGGUAACCACUGAAUUAUCUGACGUCAUGCUGCCACAGUCAGAUGCUCGAAGUGAAAUCUCCGAUCAUGUGGGUCAAAUGAAUUUGGAAUGCGAAGUCACACCCACAGAAGAACAAGACACUAAUGCCAUUGAGCCUGGUAAGAAGUGCAAAGAACCAUCUUCAUCUGUCUCAUCUUCAAAUUACAAGGACGUGUGUGUACCCUACCCCCUAAUAACAGACUGUUUGGAAUGUCGAUCCGAAUACAAUUACUUAAGAAAAUCUAUUAAUGGUGGUCUGGCUCCAGUGUGGAGGUGGUUUUUUCGCAGUACGCGAUGGUCCAUUCGGUUUGCUCCGCAGCAGAUUGUAGACCUCUCAAUGACAGGUAUCCGAAUUCCACCAUGGCGAGCCAGUUUGGGUCGAAUGAUGUCGGAUAUUUGUCACUUUUGCGCCAAGAAUCAUGGCAUGAAGAAUCUCGUUCUCCUCGACCCCAUGGCACUCUCGCCACUUUCGCCUCUGCUCAAUCUGAUGCGGUACCGUGAGUUACCCAGUCCUCGGCUCACUGGUGUUCUCUGGAUGACGCCGCUCAACGCUCUCUCGCCCUUUUACCGCGUGCCCAGUCCCGUCGAGGAAGAGCUGCAGGAGAGUGAGCUCGAUGGAUGCGAAGGAAGAGACGGUGCCUACCCCACACCAUCUGUCUACGAUUCCUUGCCGUCACAACCCUGGCAAUCAACUGGGUGGCAUGGUUGUCACGAGUGGAGAGCUACGCGGCCCUCGCCUUUCAGCCUAGGCUGCGGUCAGGCUCCUCUCGUGGACCUCUGGCCAUUGUGGUUGCUUCGCCGCCUUCUCACCCUCUCUCUCAGACUGUCCUACCUGCCAUUCGCCCACGGCCACGGCAGUCAUAACCAUCUGCGAUAUCUCUUCCCCUUCUCCGACCUCGACGAGAUUUAA